This is a messenger RNA of Zea mays, 1586 nucleotides long. RefSeq lists its product as uncharacterized. Bases 118 to 1275 code for a protein of 385 amino acids. The transcript is spliced from 2 exons. The record is from RefSeq and is a predicted model, not a curated record. Lineage: Eukaryota; Viridiplantae; Streptophyta; Magnoliopsida; Poales; Poaceae.
UCAUCAUUGUGUUCCUUUGCUAUGAACCUUUAUGUGCAAUGCAUUACAGUUCAUACUUUACAGUUCAAGUCUGUUCUGUGUUGUCCAAAUUAAUGUAUUCCUGUAUUUCAUUCCAGAAUGGCUGACAACAACUCAAACACACCUUUUCGACCUACUGGUGCCAGCCCCAAUUCAGGUAACCAGUCUUUCCCCCCACCCAUGUGGGAUCCUCAGAUGUGGCAGGGCCAAGGUUUGGACCCAACCCAUCCUUCUACAUUUACUACUCCUACAAACCAUAUGAGUAAUCCUACCUGGUCCCAGGGAGCUAAUGACCCAUCUACAUAUACCUUUCGUAGUCCAUGGAACCCAUUUUUUGGUAUGAUCAAUCCUGGGGGUCCUCCACUACAACCAUCAUUCAGUCAACCCCAGUUUGCACCACCCAUUCCAUGUCCACAGGUUUCUACCCAUGUUCCCAACCAGACUGACCCAAUUACUUUUGAAUCCGAAGCAGAACAUAGUGUCCAGGAAGUUAACAGCCCAACCAAACCUUCAGACACACCUUUCACAUUUAGAAGGACAAAGGAACAGAACUUCAAACCUGCUGAAGACCUGUUGCUUUGCAAAACAUGGCUAGAGAUUAGUAGUGACCCAGUAAUUAGCACAGGCCAGAGAAAGGAGGGGUUAUGGGCUAGAAUUGAGAAAAGGUAUAAUGAACUUAGAGGUGAGUUUCCAAUGAGACUUAAUAGGGCCCUGAGCAGCAGGUGGGACAAAAUCAGAGCUGAAACAGGCAAAUUUGCUGGAUUCUACGCUAGAGUCUUAAGGGAAAACCAGAGUGGCCUCACAGAUAACGACAAGACUUCAAAAGCAGCAACUUUGUAUGCAACAUCACAGAAAAAGCCAUUUCAUUUCAUGCACUGCUGGACGCGCCUGAAAGACGAACCCAAAUGGGAUGCCAUGGUUCAUGGCAGCCCAUGGAGAGGCAAUGCGGGGACCGAGCUUGUUCGUAGUCUAACACCUACAGGUUCUGUGAAUGAAGUGGAAUCUGAUGAAGGUGGUUCGAAAGGCAAGAGACCAUUAGGACGUGACUCGACGAAAGCAUCCAGGAAGAAGGCAAUGUCCAGUUCAUCCCAGUCUACUGACUACCUCUCAAGAAUCCAUGACAUUCAAAUAGCAAGAUUGAAGCAAAGUGAAGAAAAAUCAGACCUCAAACAACAAAACAUUGAGUUCAUGAAGGAAGUUGAACUGAAGAAGUUGGAGGUUCAGUCCAAGGAAAUAGAAGUGCAGGAAAAAAAUUGAUGAUGGAAGACAGGAAGCAAAAGGAUGAAGAGCUGAACAAACUUUAUGCCAUGGAUAUGGAUGCUUUACCAGAAGAGUUGAGAGCUGUAUACAUGGCGAGGAGAAAAGGUUUAAUUGAUUUUUUCAUCAACAAUCCUAUCUGAAGAGUACUUAUUUAUUUCAUAAGGUGUUGCUCACCUGUGUAUCGGCGUACCCUUGCCAUGUGUGUUUGCACUUUAUACAAUUUCGAGUAGUCUGAACAUUUCCUUACUAUUUUGAGAACAUGAGCAUGGUUUUUGAACAUUGUUUAUUGUAAUAAUAUUGAUAUUCAU